This is a messenger RNA of Babesia ovata, 783 nucleotides long. RefSeq lists its product as uncharacterized. The transcript has a single exon. The record is from RefSeq and is a predicted model, not a curated record. Lineage: Eukaryota; Apicomplexa; Aconoidasida; Piroplasmida; Babesiidae. The coding region runs from base 1 to 783 and encodes 260 amino acids.
AUGGCUUUGUUGUACGACGGCAAUAUUAGCAGUGUUGCCCUCACGCGGUGGUGGUAUGUCUCCCGUAAAGACCAUCGGCUUCGAGCUGAAGUUAACCAGGCUCACCACGUGAGCCCGCGCGAAGUUGACUCCCUGCGGGUUCCCAUUGCUGCCACCCAGAAGGUAGGCGCGGCUUCCGAUGCAGACUAUGGAGUGCCCAUACAGCGCACCCGCACUCAGCGAGCGCCUAAUGGGCAUCCAGCAUGCCUUCUGAAGCAGAACACCGGCAGACGCAGCCCUGACUGCGGAGAGAGUGUCCUUAUUUGCAGUCAGGUUGCCGGGUGCCUUGCGAGUGCCGAGGUUGCGGCGGAUGGUGCGCAGAAUGUCUUCCUUCGAGCCACCCGCAAAGUGGGUGGCAGCUGGCCCAGACGGCUGGAUAGCCGGAGGCGUCGGUGCUGGUGCACUCGCGGGAACCGCAACCGGGGGUUCCGCGUGGGCGGGCGGCUUGUACGUUCGGCUGAGGUUGAACGCCGACUCGAUCCUCAUAAGCCCAUUCUGGUCAGGCAGAGGGACGCGAUCUGGGUCCGACUCCAGUUGUUUGAUGACGGAGUGCAGGACGUCGUGGCCCACAAUGGCGCCAAUGUAGGAAUACACCUUGGAGUGCUCAAACUUGUUGUUGAGAAAUUCAGUGACAACCCCCCGAAUGCUGUGUCUCUGCUGCGGCGUGGUGUACGCAUCGCUAGCCAGCACCUCAAGCAGGUUAAACAGCGUCGGCCGGUUGGUCCCGCGCGCAGCGCCGGCUGA